AUGUCCGACGAGGAUAACCAGAAUCCCCUGCAUACCAUGGACUUUCCCAGUCUCGACCUGGGGCACGCUGCGUGCUCCCAACGCACGGUCGACCUGGGCGACAUGGAGGUGUACGUCUAUGGGCUGGACGAGAUUUCCAACUCGAACAAGGACAUUGCGGCUGUCGCGAGCCAAAUGUCCAACAUGGCGCACGGCCUCAUCGGCGAGAUCCGGCGGUUUCCUGCCGAGCGCGACGUGAUUGUGCUCACGCUCGACCAGCGCGGCCACGGCAAGCGGCGAGACAAGGACAAGCCCGACCCGCUGUGGUGGUACGACAAUCCCGGCGUGCUCGUCAACAUGAUCACGUUCCUGCAGGGCGCGGUGCAGGAUCACAAGCUCAUCAUCGACAACAUCGAGCAGUACCUCUUCCCCCAUGGCGAGAGGCGCAUCACCGAGUGGAUGAUGUGCGGCGUCAGUCUCGGCGGACACGUCAACUGGCGCAUGCUGCUCGAGGAGCCGCGCGUCCGCGUUGCAAUCCCCAUCGCGUCCGUCCCCAGCGAUGCGCUGCACAAGCUCCAGAUCGGACGGUUUGUCCAAGAACACGCACUUGGGACAGAGGUGCACUAUCCCCCCGCAACGCAGCGGUACUACAACACCCCCGUGCCCGAGGGGACAUAUGUCGGCAAGAAGAUCCUCGCCAUCAACGGCAUGGGCGACGACCUCUGUCCCCCAGAACUGGGAGACCCGGAAUGGGGCCGCGUCGUGGCAGAGGCGGGGCCCGGCAACGCCGUGCGCGUCACGGUCCAGGACGUCGGGCACAUUGUCACACCGCCCAUGGUGCGCAAGUCUGCCGAAUGGCUGUAUCGCUGGGGCGUGCGCGGCGUCGGGGAAGAUACGGCUCGCCUGUAA
This is a messenger RNA of Trichosporon asahii var. asahii CBS 2479, 888 nucleotides long. RefSeq lists its product as uncharacterized. Bases 1 to 888 code for a protein of 295 amino acids. Lineage: Eukaryota; Fungi; Basidiomycota; Tremellomycetes; Trichosporonales; Trichosporonaceae. The transcript has 2 exons. The record is from RefSeq and is a predicted model, not a curated record.